AUGAAUAUACCAUAUAGCAUUGGCGAUAACACUAGCACGGGUAGUGACAAUUCACCAUCGUCAGCAAGCAGCUCGACAUCCACUACAACGACAGCUGCAGCCGCUGCUCCUACAGAGUACCAUAACUUGGAUUGCUCCUGGACCAUCUGGGUCAUCGAUCCAACAAGAAAAAUAACACAAACUACCGUCAACCAAACUACAUCACAUGAUGAUUAUCUAUCUUCACUUGAUAACGUUGGUUCAUUUUCAACUGCAGGGAUUAGUCCAACUUGGGAGGACCCAAUCAAUGUCAAUGGUGGCAAGUGGGUGUUGACCUUUCAAAACAAUCCGGCCAAAGGCAUCUUCUUUGACAUUGAUUUGAUUUGGGAGAAUUUGGUAUUGGGUAUUGUUGGAGAGACGAUCGACACGGAGCGUGACAUUUGUGGUAUUGUUUUGAUCAAGCGUGGCAACAUUGAAAGAAUAGCGAUAUGGAAUAGAGAUGCCUCGACCCCAGAAAGCAUCGAAUCACUCAAAAUCAAUAUAUUAAAUGCCCUUCCUCCAAACGUCGCCUCGAUGAGGUUAAAUAUGAAAUAUCAAGCACACAACCUCAACAAUUCAAAUUCAUCCACAUCAACCAUCCCCAAUUCCUCCUCAAACUCUAAUUUAUCUUCUUAUUUAAAUUCAAGCAACAGUAGUAUAAACAACAACAACAACAGCAACACGUCGACAACAAAUCAACAACAACAAGAAAAUACUUAUAAUAUUAAUAAUAAUCAUCACAAUAAUAAUAAUAAUAUAAAUACUAACCAAUCAUAA
Molecule: messenger RNA, 795 nt
Organism: Cavenderia fasciculata
Lineage: Eukaryota; Evosea; Eumycetozoa; Acytosteliales; Cavenderiaceae
Exons: 2
Coding region: 1-795 (264 amino acids)
Biological process (GO): translational initiation
Cellular component (GO): eukaryotic translation initiation factor 4F complex
Molecular function (GO): translation initiation factor activity; RNA 7-methylguanosine cap binding
Source: RefSeq, a predicted model, not a curated record